Messenger RNA from Medioppia subpectinata, 2391 nucleotides. The record is from the annotation of a GenBank genome assembly. Lineage: Eukaryota; Metazoa; Arthropoda; Arachnida; Sarcoptiformes; Oppiidae.
AUGUCUCCACUAAAUGGUUUGCGAUAUGAGAAGACAGUGUCGAUAUGCGACCGAAACAAAUGGCCUAAUAAUACAAUAUAUCGUUUGCCAAAAACGGUGACUCCAAUCAAAUAUAAGCUGAGAUUCCGUUCCGAUCCAAACCGAUACAAGUUUUACGGCUCGGAAACUAUUUUGGUUAUGAUUAACAACAGGACAGACAUUAUUGAACUUAAUUCCGUUGAUCUAUAUAUAGACAGCGCGUCCUUUAAAACGCGAAGACUUAGAGUUGAGGUGAAGAACAUCUAUACUUGUUUGGAGAAAGAGACGAUUAUUUUGCAAUUUUAUAAACAAUUGGAUAAAGGAAGUGGAAAUCUGACCAUUAAUUUCAAUGGGAAUAUCAAUAAUAUGGUGACAGGAUUUUACAGAACCAACUCUGUAUCGGAUGAUCAGCAGGAGAUGAUAGCAGUGACCGAUUUUGGUCCGACCGGCUCUCGUCGGGCGUUUCCCAAUUGGGACGACCCAUCCUUUAAGGCACAGUUAGAGUUGACGGUAAUAUCGCCCAAAAAUCACUUUACGCUCACAAAUAUGAAUGAAUUGAGACGAAGAAGUCAUAGCUCGCAGAUGGAUGAGAUCCGAUUCGCGACAUCACCGCCGAUGGCCACCGGAAUGAUGGCAGUAGUGGUCGGAAAGUUUGAUUACAUCGAGCAGUUAACUGAAGACAAUGAAGUGUCGGUUCGGGUCUUCACUCCCGAAGGCAGACAAGAGGAAGGAAUGUUUGCGCUCGAAGUGACCGCAAAAAUGCUUAUGUUUUACAAAUACUAUUUCAACACAUCGUAUCCGUUAUUAAAGUUGGAUCUAAUAUCCAUAUCAGACUUUCCCUCCUCUAUGGAGACGUGGGGUUUGAUUACAUUCACUGAAUCACAGAUUUUGGUCAACAAUAACACAUCGGAAGAGGAGAGAAGAGGUGUGGCAAUAGUGAUCGCACACGCGUUGGCUCACCAAUGGUUCGGCAAUUUAGUAUGGCAGACAUACUUCGCUAAAGACAUCCAGAAUGCCAUUGAAUUGGAUUCUAUGCGAAAUUCAUUGCCCGUUGAGACCCGACUCGAGAGUUCGUCUGAAAUUGAGAAACAAUUCAGUGCCGUCUCGUAUCAAAAGUCGGCCGCAAUUAUGAGAAUGUUUAACGGAUUUGUCGGAAAAGAGUCGUUUAGAAACGGAAUUCGUUUGUUUUUAACGAAAUACUCAUUCAAGAGUGCAUUCGCUUCUGAUUUGUGGAAAACAUUUAGUGAAAUAAAAGACAUUAAACUUAAAGAAAUGGCUGAGAGUUGGGCCAAACAGAAAGGAUUUCCAGUAAAGGAAAGGCAGUCCGACAAUCAGCGUAUCCUAACAUUAACUCAGGAAAGGUUUAUACCAUUAGAAAAGUCCGGCAAUAAAUCCAACCAAAUAUGGCAAAUACCCAUCAAAAUUACAAACAUGUUUAGUCCUUACGUGCCAUCGGCUGAGACAGUGAUGACAACCAAACAAAUGAAUAUCACUGUAAAGGAAGUAUACGAAGGAGAAUGGGUUAAAUUGAAUCUCAAUUAUGAGGGCUUUUAUAGAGUUAAUUAUCCGAUAGAAAUGCUCAACAAAUUCAUCCCAUCAGUUGAGGGCCGAUCGAUGCCAGCGAUGGAUCGGUUGAAUGUAUUGAGCGAUUUGUUUGCAAUGAUUCAAUCGGGACGUAUGUCCACACAAACGGGUCUCAACUUUUUGAUACACUAUAAAAACGAUGACAACUCUGCCGUUUGGGACUAUAUCUUAAAAUUGUUAUCCAAAUUGGAUUUGUUAUUAUCGGACACUAAUCUAAAGGAACAGUUCUGGAUGUUUGGAAGGGAACUGCUCUCCGGUUUGAACAGUAAGUUGGGUUGGGAUCCAAAAGAUACCGAAGACCUCAGAGUAACUAAAAUAAGACCACAAAUGUUGACAUUAUUGGCAAAAUUUAAGGACAAGAAAUUAUACAAAAACGCCGAAAGCCCUGUAAAGAGGGAUCACAUUAUUAUGGCAUUAACCGCAACCGACCAGAAGGAGAGAGUGCUUAAAGAAACAAUACGAUUUAUCGACAGCUCAAAGAUAAUUUCUGGCAGAGACAAGACGUGGAAAUUUUUUGAGAAAAAUUUUGAGGAAUUACUGCGAAUGUUCGGCUCAUCCACUGUUGAAAUGAAUUUAUUGAUUAAAAAUUUUAUGGAAAUGUUUCCCUCAGAAGAUAAGGCCAACGAAUUCGAGACAUUCUUUACUAAUAGAAGAAUUCCUGGAUUUCAGGAAACGGUUGAGAUAUCGUUGGAAAGGAUGAAAAUCAACGCUAAAUGGCUUAACAGAGAUAUCAUUCAAAUCAGAGAGUUUUUAACGAAACAUUAUGAUCAGAAUACUAAAGAUCUCUAG